This is a messenger RNA of Colletotrichum higginsianum IMI 349063, 351 nucleotides long. RefSeq lists its product as uncharacterized. Bases 1 to 351 code for a protein of 116 amino acids. The transcript has a single exon. NCBI's taxonomy places the organism in Eukaryota, Fungi, Ascomycota, Sordariomycetes, Glomerellales, Glomerellaceae. The record is from RefSeq and is a predicted model, not a curated record.
AUGCACCACGCCCAGCCAUAUCGUCCUCACGCUCUGGCCCCUAGAAACACUUACCUGACCAAGUUGACAGCAAAGAAGUCGGAUAAUCUACUGGCUGGGCUUGAAUUCACCAUCUCCGAUGCGCACUUCGUGGUUCAAGCUCGCGAGACACCACGCUUCACACCUCUUGGACAGUCACCAGAGCUUUUCAGGACAUCCCUACAGGCUACUGGGCAGAACCUCCUGAGCACUACAGCAGACACAGCCGCCAUAAUGUGGAAACAUGUCAUUGGCUGGCCGGGGCUUCUUCCAUCUGCACCUGGCGAGAUUGUGGGAGGGCCAAAGUGCUUCCUUACAACAUACCCUAGAUGA